Molecule: messenger RNA, 1245 nt
Organism: Pochonia chlamydosporia 170
Lineage: Eukaryota; Fungi; Ascomycota; Sordariomycetes; Hypocreales; Clavicipitaceae
Product: NADH:flavin oxidoreductase/NADH oxidase
Exons: 3
Coding region: 1-1245 (414 amino acids)
Molecular function (GO): FMN binding; oxidoreductase activity
Source: RefSeq, a predicted model, not a curated record
AUGAGCCUCGAUCAACCAGUAACUCUGCCAUGCGGGCUCUUACUUAAGAACCGUUUGGCAAAGGCUUCAACAACCGAGCAAAUGGGCGACUGUCAGAACCUGCCAACGUCCCAGCAACUUCACCGUGCUUAUCGCGCGUGGGGUAAUGGAGGCUGGGGAGUUGUGCUGACUGGAAAUGUCCAAAUUGAUCAAAGAUAUUUCGGCGCACCUCACGACCUAAUGAUCGACCCCCAAUUGCCCGAAGAGAAGGUCUUAGCCGCCUAUAAAGAGCUCGCAGUUAGCUGUAACAGCAAUGGAACACCGGCGAUUGUACAAUUGAACCAUCCUGGCAGACAGUCUCCCAUGGGAGCAGGAAAGAGAGGCUAUUUUGAAAAGUCAAUCGCUCCUAGCGCGGUUCCCAUGGACUUGGGUGCCUCUGCCAUGCAGAGAUUUUUAUCUUCGCUAGUAUUUGGCACACCACGAGAAAUGACUCAACAAGAUAUUGAUGAUGUUGUUGCUCGGUUUGUCUACUCGGCAAAGAUUGCAGAAAAGGCUGGAUUUGCGGGUGUUCAAAUUCACGCCGCACAUGGAUACCUACUGGCACAGUUUCUUUCGGCAAAGACAAAUCUUCGAACUGACAAGUACGGAGGUUCAUCUGCGAAUAGGGCGAAGAUUGUGGUAGAUAUUAUUAAGGCCAUUCGAGCGGCCGUACAACCAUCGUUUUGCGUCGCGCUGAAGCUAAACUCAGUAGACCACCAAGCUAGCUUAGAUCCAGCAGCGUCCACAGAACUGAAGGACGUACUUGAACAGGCCAAGCUCAUUUGUGAUACAGGAGUUGACUUCCUAGAGAUCAGUGGUGGUUCAUACGAAAAUCCAGUGUUUCUUGGCGAUGGCCCCAAUACCCAGAAGCGAUCUACGAAGACCUUAGCCAGAGAGUCAUUCUUCCUAGAAUUUGCCAAGGCCAUCCGAGCGGUUGUCCCAGACACAGUCCUGAUGGUAACAGGGGGCUUUCGCACAAGGAAAGGGAUGCAAGCAGCAAUUGCAGAAGGCUCUUGCCACUUGAUCGGAUCUGCUCGACCGGCCAUUUUGAGGCCCUCACUCCCAAAGGACAUUAUUAAUAAUGAGAAAGUAUCUGAUGAUGAUGCCAAAGUUAUGACACCGGCUGUUAAAACUCCUUGGCUCGUCAAACACAUCGGCAUUAAAGCUGUGUCUGCCGGAGUCGAGAGUUCGUGGUACUAUGGCCAAAUGAAGAAGAUGGGCGGAUAG